GUGUUUAGGUGAAUGAUCUUUUUUAUCCCACUAUCAGAAUUAACUAGUUUUUUUCCAACCUUAUUCAUCAAGAUUAUCAUGAAGAUCUUAAGUAUGUGAUACAAUAAAAAUAAAACUCGAUGUCAAUCAAGUACAUUUCCGUUAGACCGGUCUUCAUAAAGGUCAGCUAGAAUUUUGGCUUUUAAAAAGUCCAUUUCCUACUCAACAGGAUAUAUUUUAUUCCCUCAAUCACUGGAGUAAACAUCAGAGUCAGUUUAAUUGAAAAAUAAACAAAUUAUUCCAAAGAUAAAAUGCUAAUUUCAGUUAUUAUCCUGGUGAUUUUGAGUUUAGAAAAGAGUUUCUGUGAUACUUUUAAUGUUUUUCACGUUAAUUCCAGUGAAAUUAGUCAAUUAAUUAACACUAGAGAAGUGAGCAGUGACAAACCUGACCUAUCCUUCAUCCAAAACAAUUCAAAAGUGCAUUUUGAAUUUCUUUUAGAAGGUAUUGAAGAUCAGGAAUGUCGUGACCAGGUGAAAUUGGUGAUUUUUGGUUUAAAAAAUUUUACAAAGUGGGCUUUUGAGUUCUAUGAUGCUUCUGCAAAGAUUCCUGAUGGGAUCUUAAGUGGGUCUAUCUACCAAUUGGGUAACUUUGAUGAAUGUGUGAAAGUUGAGGAUGAAUCAGUUAUUGGAUUCUCUAGGAAAUAUUGCCUGUCAGAAGUGACUCUAGAGAAAAGAGGUAAUCACAGUGAUGGUAGUGGGGUAUCAGUGUGGGAUGAAUUUAAUUCUAGACCUGGUAAUGAUAGAGAAAAGAGUCAUAGAGAUAGUGAUUUAAUAGAAAAAUUAUUUUACGGUGUUUGUGUUCCUGUUUCUUGUGAUGUUGGAGAUGUAGAAAGAGUUCUUGAUAAAAUAAUUAAUCAUACUCUUAAUGUUUAUGGAGUUGACUUGAAAAGUCGAUCACUAGUGGAUAAAGAAAAGUGUUAUAAGAAUCAGACAAUUAACAUUGAUACUUAUGACAUUGCUUAUCUUGCUUGCAUUUUAAUAAUCAUAUUCUUGGUAUUCCUUGGAACAGUAUUCCACAUAUCAACAUUAUCACGACCAAAUCAACCCCAAGGACUUUUAUUCAACAUCCUACGAGCCUUUUCACUCAUUUCCAACAUCAAAAAAUUAUGCUCUCACGCACACGAAGAUGGCUUGAACUUGAGUUGUAUAUCAGGAAUAAAAUUCGCUGCCAUGGGAUUUAUUGUGGCCGGUCAUUGCCUUAUGUUUGUCCUUGGAGGUCCAAUAUUGAACAAAGACUUUUGGAGACAGGCUUCAGGAAGAGUUGAAAAUGCAAUUUUUCUUAAUAAUCCACUUCUUGUUGAUACCUUUCUCUUCCUCAGUGGAUUUUUAUUCGCUAGAAUCGUCCUUCAGGAGCUUGAUAAGCGGAAAUAUAUCAAUUUCUUCUUCCUCUAUGUCUUUAGAUACAUAAGAUUGACUCCAGCAUAUCUUGUCAUGAUCGGACUUUAUACCACCUGGCUACCGAAACUGGACUCUGGACCACUUUGGUCACGGAUGACUGAAGAAAAAAGAAGAUGUCUAGAUUCCUGGUGGACUAAUCUUCUUUACAUUAAUAAUUAUGUUAACACUGAUAACUUGUGUAUGUUCCAAUCUUGGUAUCUUUCUGUUGAUACUCAAUUAUUUAUCCUCGCUCCUGCUAUCAUUUAUCCACUGUGGAGAUGGAGGAAGGUUGGUGAGUUGAUUCUAUCAAGUGCAACUGCUCUUACGGUGGUGGUACCAUUCACUGUGACAUUGGUCAACAGUUUGGAUCCAACUCUCAUGAUUUAUAUCAAGGAAAUUCAAGACAUCUCAAGCAAUUAUUACUUCAAAAACUUUUACAUCAAAACACACAUGAGAGCUAGUGCUUAUUGCUUUGGACUGAUAUUCGGUUACAUUCUCUACCGAAUUCAAACCAGCAACUACAAAUUUUCACGAUUAUCUGUGAGAAUCUAUUGGAUCCUUGCUUCACUAUCACUGGUAUCAUCAAUGUUCUCCAUCACCACAUUUUACACGACUCGAAAAAACUUCACAUCACUUGAGGCUGCUACUUAUUCAGCUCUACAUCGAGUAUUUUGGAGUCUAGGAACUGGAUGGGUGAUCAUAGCAUGCAUCACUGAUAACUCUGGUCCAGUGAGAAAUUUCCUUAAAUGGAAACCAUUUAUUCCUUUAAGUAGAUUGACUUAUUGUGCUUAUUUGGUGAAUGGAAUUGUGGAGCUUUACAGUAUUUCUACCACCAGAACUCCUCAGUACUUAGAUAAUAUUAAUCUUUUUUCCAAAGUCAUGGGACAUUUGGUCAUGACAUUUGGUGGAGCUGUGAUACUUUCUACGUUUUUUGAAGGACCUAUUCUAGGUCUUGAAAGGAUAUUCCUUCGACCAGUGAUGGAAGCAUCGAAAGCAUCCAAAAGAGAUAAUCAGGAUGGUACAGAUACAACAGAAGCAUAAUUGCAAUAUGUAG
Molecule: messenger RNA, 2469 nt
Organism: Chelonus insularis
Lineage: Eukaryota; Metazoa; Arthropoda; Insecta; Hymenoptera; Braconidae
Product: nose resistant to fluoxetine protein 6-like
Exons: 10
Coding region: 291-2456 (721 amino acids)
Molecular function (GO): acyltransferase activity, transferring groups other than amino-acyl groups
Source: RefSeq, a predicted model, not a curated record